UAAGGAAAAUAAAGAAAGAAAAAAAGUGAGGGUGUAAAUGAUGUGACUUAAAUUCAUACACACAAUAAGUUUUUUUUUUCUCAUCACACAACAAGUCCAUUGAUGAGCACCAUGGUAGGAGGAGGAGCAAGUGCAUUUUCAUGGACCAAUUCCAUUUCUUCUAAUCUUCAACUCCCUCAGGCUCACACUCUCUUUGGAGGUGAGUCUAAAAGAUUAACAAUUUGGUGUGUGAAUGCAAACAUUGACUAUGGUUCAUCUACCCAGGAAAGUAAGAUGAUUGUAUCAGUCACUGGAGCUACUGGUUUUGUUGGGAAAAGAUUGGUGCAAAGAUUGCAUGCAGAUAAGCAUCAGAUUCGAGUGUUGACAAGGUCAAGAUCCAAAGCACAAUCAAUAUUUCCGGUUAAAGACUUUCCGGGAAUUGUAAUUGCCGAGGAGCCAGAGUGGAGAAACUGCAUUGAAGGUUCAACAGCUGUUGUAAAUUUGGCUGGAACGCCCAUUAGUACUAGAUGGUCCCCUGAGAUCAAGAAGGAUAUCAAGCAAAGCAGGAUUAGAGUAACCUCCAAGGUUGUAGAAUUAAUCAAUAAUUCAAAGGAUGAUGCCCGUCCCAAAGUUUUAAUAAGUGCAACAGCAGUUGGUUAUUAUGGAACCAGUGAGACUCAAGUGUUUGAUGAGCUAAGUCCAUCGGGAAAUGACUACUUGGCUGAGGUUUGUAGAGAAUGGGAGGCAGCUGCGCUCAAAGUCAACAAGGAUGUUAGGCUUGCUCUAAUUCGUAUUGGCGUUGUCCUUGGAAAAGAUGGUGGUGCUUUAGCUAAAAUGAUUCCUCUCUUCAUGAUGUUUGCUGGUGGACCUUUGGGCUCUGGAAAGCAAUGGUUUUCUUGGAUUCAUCUCGAUGACCUCGUAGAUUUGAUUUAUGAAGCUUUAUCCAAUCCAUCCUAUAAAGGGGUGAUCAAUGGAACAGCACCGAAUCCUGUACGUCUGGGAGAAAUGUGUGAACAACUAGGAUCCGCUUUAGGAAGACCUUCUUGGCUACCAGUACCAGAAAUUGCACUGAAAGCUGUCCUCGGAGAAGGUGCAUCCGUGGUGUUGGACGGACAGAAGGUGAUUCCAACGAAAGCUAAGGAGUUGGGAUUUUCAUUCAAAUACCAAUAUAUCAAAGAUGCGCUGAAAUCAAUCAUGUCAUGAGACUCAUCAACCGUUAACCUGUAUUGAGUUUGAUUCAUUUCAAUGGCCUGGAAAACGAACGAAAACACGAGUAACUUCUUCUUCUUGUUGUUGUUGCUGCUGCCUGGGCUUAUCAGUUUUUUGACUUAAUUUUGAUGAGCCAAAAUUCAAUUGUUAAACAUCAUGCCAAUGUUCAUAAGUAAAUGCAUCUUCAUACCACA
Molecule: messenger RNA, 1382 nt
Organism: Solanum dulcamara
Lineage: Eukaryota; Viridiplantae; Streptophyta; Magnoliopsida; Solanales; Solanaceae
Product: epimerase family protein SDR39U1 homolog, chloroplastic
Exons: 13
Coding region: 103-1182 (359 amino acids)
Source: RefSeq, a predicted model, not a curated record